AUGGCGCCGCUACGUGCCUCCCCAUUCUAUGCCCGUUUUUUUUCUAACUUCUACCACCCGACUUCCCACACCAAUCCCACACCCGACUCCGACCCACCUCUGGCGGCUCUCCAACUCCCGACGUCGUCAUCGCCUUGCUUCGUCGCCUUCCAUGGGGAGCCCGAGCCGACUGAGACUCCUCACCACGCUGGCGUGACCGCUGAGGGCCCGGUCUUCGAGUUCAACCAUGAAUUCGAGUGCAAGGUUGAAAAAAUUGCCAGUGUGCCCCUACGAAACUCGAAGAAACGCCCCACGUUCCCUGAUGCACAUGUAGUUACCGGGAAGCUCAACUCCCUGAUCAUUGAACUCAACAACUUGAAAAAUGAUAUGAGGCGCGAGGUAUUCAAGCUAGCCGUCUCGAUCAAGGAGACGUACGACCACUCCCUCGUACAGCCGGGACUCCAGCAUAACGUCGGUUCUCAGCUCUCGUUCGAUCGGCCAGGCCGCGACAGUCCGAUCAGUUCCAGGCUCAGCCCCCACUUCCGUCCCGAUAAGUCGUUCUUGUUCAUGGGUCAACCUAAAUGUCGCGAUCUCUUGGACAUCAGGCCGAGCAUGUUCAAAGAUGGUCUCUUUCAAAGCGAUGAACACUUCCAGAGGUGGCUCCACAUCCAGCAGGUCGGAGCGGCGAAUUUCUAUCUCGACGCUCCUCCAGAUCUUCCGAACGGGAUCCAGGUCGACUCCACGACCUCUGCUGUUCGUACCACUCGCCCCCAGCCAGAGCCGACGACCGACCUUUCGGACGACGCUCACAUUUCUGGUGGCUCUGGCCCAGACCGGGACCCGACGCCUUCCGCCAACAGCGAGGAGCCUUCCCGGGGCCCAAGCGCUGUGUCUGCAACCCAGCCCUGCUCACACAACUCCAGCGGGAAACUUGUCGGGAGAAAUGACGAUGGACGCCAGAUACUCUGCAUCCCUGACUUCGUUCUUCGGACCGUCGACAGGCUUGGUAUGCCUAACAAGACUCUUGUGAUCGUUGAGGACAAAUUGGACGCUGACCCCACAGGCGAUCUCAUUUACUACAUGAACAAGCAUCACGAUACGGAGAAGAUCUUCGGCAUUGGCUUCCGGAUCAACCCGAGAACAGGUAGGGGGAUCGAGUACAUAAUUCUUCAAAGAGACCCGAAGGGAAAGCGUGACAGGGAUCACCGAAUCCGGAUCGUGCGCGUGUAUGCCGCCGGUGACAACCAGGAGACCCAUAGCGGCUGGUACAAGUGGACUCACCCUCUCCUUGACGACAUCAUUGGCAUGAUCUGCGACGAGCACGCGGUAGACGUCGCAUGGUACUCUCAUCCGCCAGAAGACUCCAACCCUUGCCACGCUCAGUCCACGAUCUCCUCCGCGAGCUCUCAAGAGGUCUCAGCACUACUCGCUGCACCGCGGUCCCCUUCUCCUUCUCCCGGCAUUGCCAAUCCCUCCGCCGUCGCUGAGCCCGUCGCCACUGCCGUCGCCGCCGCCGCCAAAGCUCGCGCGAUGUGCCAGAUCCAGUGA
This is a messenger RNA of Epithele typhae, 1527 nucleotides long. RefSeq lists its product as uncharacterized. Bases 1 to 1527 code for a protein of 508 amino acids. The transcript has 10 exons. NCBI's taxonomy places the organism in Eukaryota, Fungi, Basidiomycota, Agaricomycetes, Polyporales, Epitheliaceae. The record is from RefSeq and is a predicted model, not a curated record.